Messenger RNA from Paramecium sonneborni, 1348 nucleotides. NCBI's taxonomy places the organism in Eukaryota, Ciliophora, Oligohymenophorea, Peniculida, Parameciidae. The record is from the annotation of a GenBank genome assembly.
AUGAAGAAAAAUGAAAGGUAUAGAAAGAGAUUAAAAAUUUAGUUUAAAACGGGUUUUAUUAAUAAUUAUAAUAUAAAUGAAAAAAGCCUUGGUUCUUAUAUUGGUAAUAUUGGGUUGUAUGGCAAGUGAAUUUGAUGAUGAAUUUAGUGAACUUGAGGAAAGUUAAUUUGGAUAAACAAUUUUAUAAACGAUAUAGAUGGAAAUGUAAACAGAUGAUCCAGUUGUUUCUAAUUUGAUAGAUAUAAUGCAAAAUAUAGAAUAAACAUUAGAAGAUGAAUAAAAGAGAGAUGAUGAUAGGAUUGUUAGAUUUAAAUAAAACUGUGAUAUAGCUUUAAGUUAAUUGACAGAAAUGAUAAAUACUAGUACAGUCACAUCACUUACAUUGAAGAGUGAUUUAGACUCAUUAAAUCCUUAGAAGGUAUAAGCAGUGGCUAGUUUAGAGAGAAAAAACUUAGAAAUAGCAGAUUUGAAAGCAGAAUUAGAUUAUUAGACAUUGAAAAGAUAAAAGGAAUCAGCAACAUAUUAAACAAUAUUGGAUAAUUUAGAAUAAGCACUUUUUGGAGUGAAUUAAGUUAAGGGAUAUUUCAAUAAAUAUUUAGAUGUUUUAGUGAAGAAUAGAAAUAGAUUUUAAUAACCUUAACCUUCAUUUUUAUAAGAAGAUUUAAGUUUUGAAUAUCGUGAUGAUAAUGUAGAGGAAGAUCUAGAUACAAAGAGUAUUUCUUCAUUUGCUUAAGUGGCUUAAAAGGUUAAUAAAUUAAAACAUCAUGUAAAGAUAAUAGAUUUAUUUAUUUAGGUUCAUUUAGAAGGUUAUAAAUCUAUGAUUGAAAUAUUAAGUCAAUUGGCAAGUUAAGCUUAAACUUCAGCAGAUGAACCAAGUUAAUGUGAAGUAUUAACAAGAAAAGUUUUAUCAAUUCUUAAAUAAAUUGAGAAUUAUAUAUAAUCAGAAAGAAUUAGAGAAGAUUAGGCUGAGAAUUUAAGAUAAAGUUCUUUUGAAGAUUUAAGAACUUUAUUAUCUGAUUAAUUAGUAAAGGCUAAUUAAGAUAAAACUUAUAUGGAAGGUUAAUUUAUUAUUUAAUUUAGGAUUGAUUGAUUCUUUAUCAAAUAGAAUUUAAUAAGCUAAAAAUGAGAAAUUUGAAGUUGAUUAAAAGAUUACUAUAAAAUAAAAAGAAAAAGAAAAUAGAGACAAUGAUUGUAGAUUGAAAAGAAAAGAAUAUGAAACAGAUACUGCAAAUAGGUUUAUUUAUGAUCCUAUUUAUUUAGAAUUAAAUAAAAACGAAUUGUAGCUAUCGCUGUUGAUUUAAUUUCAUCAAAAUUAGGUUAACUUAAAAGGAAAAUGUUGGCUAAUUGA